Eruca vesicaria subsp. sativa (arugula) is the source of this 234-nucleotide messenger RNA. Lineage: Eukaryota; Viridiplantae; Streptophyta; Magnoliopsida; Brassicales; Brassicaceae. The record is from the annotation of a GenBank genome assembly.
AUGUCUCUGGAAGGAAAAGAUUUAGGACGUCUGUCUGGCUCAGCUAAAGGCAAACCAAAGGUUGAAGUUUAUGAAAAGGAUAAGAAGAUUGGAUCUGGUGGUCUGAUCACUCCUGCUAAGACUUACAACACUGCUGCAGACUCUCUUAUUGGAAAAACUUCCAAAGCUGAGGACAGUGUCAAAGAGAAGAAGGAUAUAAGGAAGAAAAAAAAGAAGAAGCCAAGACUGAAGUAG